Molecule: messenger RNA, 4197 nt
Organism: Labeo rohita (rohu)
Lineage: Eukaryota; Metazoa; Chordata; Actinopteri; Cypriniformes; Cyprinidae
Product: protein FAM126B
Exons: 13
Coding region: 340-2052 (570 amino acids)
Biological process (GO): phosphatidylinositol phosphate biosynthetic process; protein localization to plasma membrane
Cellular component (GO): plasma membrane
Source: RefSeq, a predicted model, not a curated record
GCUAGAGAGCGGAGAUACAUGAUGAUGUCAACACGGCAGUGAUCCUUUCGGUCUGGCAAACGCAAGGCCUUUUUUAACCCAUCGAUUUCUUGAUAUAAAUAGGAAUGGUCCGGUGGGAUUGUACAAGUAAUGUUUUGCUUAAUCUCAGAAGUGGUCGUUGUGUCGGGUCUGUCCUUUAAGGCGCAUUGCAGCUUUGCUCAAGGACUCUAGUGAUCAUCUGCAGCAUCCGGAGGAGUCCAGAUCCUACUGGCUGUUUGACCAGAGAUCAACAGACAUGGAGAAUCUAAGCCACGUCUCUGCUUAUCUACACUUCUGAACUGGGUUUGAGUCAGGAGGACCAUGCUCUGCUCAGAGCGUGGCGUGGUGGAGGAAUGGCUCUCAGAGUUCAAGACGUUACCUGACGAUCAAAUCCGCAGCUAUUCUGGCAGCCUGCGUCUGAAGAAAGCUCUGGUACCUGCUCUCUACGCUGUUAUUCAGGAGCAGCCCAGCAGUGAGCUGCUGGCUCCGGUGUGUCAUCAGUUGUUUGAGUUGUACCGGAGCUCUGAGGAGGGUUUGCGUCGGUUUACUCUGCAGUUUCUGCCUGAGCUCAUCUGGGUGUACUUGCGUCAUUCUGCCAGCAGAGAGCGCUACCGCAAUGGCUGUGUGGAAGCCCUUUUACUGGGGAUCUAUAACCUGGAAAUUGUGGACAGUAAAGGAAAUGGAAAGCUGCUGUCAUUCACCAUACCGUCUCUCUCCAAGCCUUCAAUAUACCAUGAGCCAUCCAGCCUGGGGUCUAUGGCGUUAACCGAGGGAGCCUUGAACCAGCACGACCUCAUCCGGGUGGUAUACAGCGGUCUGCUAUCUCAGAGAGAGACGUUUACCUCACAGAACAGGUUUGAGGUGCUGUCUUUUCUAAUGCUUUGCUACAACUCAGCUGUGGUCUUUAUGCCUGCGUCGUCCCACCAGUCGGUUUGCAGAAUGAGCACACGACUCUGUGUGAGCGGUUACCCGCGGCAGCAGGAGAAGUCGUGGAAGGAGCCGUGUAACCGUGUGCGAUUGGAGCCGGAGUUUAUGGUGCAGAUGCUGACUGCUGUUUACCAUGCAAUUUAUAAUGGGCAGUGGGAUCUGGGGAGGGAAGCUUUGGACGACAUCCUCUACCGAGCACAGCUAGACCUCCAUGCCCAGCCAUUACUGGUGGCAAAUGCAAUUAGUCGCUCACUUCCGUCCCGUCCUCCGGAGGGUUCGCGGAACCUUCUGGAGGUGGAAGUCACGCCUGCAGGGAGAUGCGUUUCACAGGCAGCUGUCACUGCCGCCUCCAUUCGUCGCCUCCGCUGGAAACGAGAGGAUUGUUUUGAUUUCUCAACCACGACUGAAUUCUACGCCUCCAUCACCCCCUGCCGAUACACCCCCCCGGAGAGACCCGACAAUCCUGUGGCACGCGGGCGGAUAAAGUGCACCAUUCACCUAACCUUGCAAGGGGAUGCCGACGGCGUGAGUUGUGGAGAGGACUCUUUUGACCCAGAUGAAGGGUUUUCCUCUGGGGCUUCCAGCAGCAGCCAGCCCAGCAGCGUGAAACGUGACUGGGUCAUAACGGGCAUUCGACCUUCCCGAGAUCCGGGAGCCAGGCAGAGGGAGAGCACGUCGGCAGACACCAGAGCCGCCCUCCGAAGCCUCCACCAACGGCACCAGUCCCCUCCCCCCGCCAUCAGCCUCCGUACCGCGGAAAACAGCCGCAGCCCGAGUCCCAGCGCUCCCAGACGCUUUCUGGACCCGCAUUACAUCCCUCCCUUCACUGGUGCGCCGCCUAAAACCAGCAGCACGUCUUCUAGCAAGUCUCUUGACUGUACAGGGCUAAACGGCUCAUCGGGACCUACAGAUAGCCUAUCGCUGGGAAGCCUCAGUGCUGACAGAGCACACUAUCUGUCAGCCAUCAGCUUGCAAGAGGAACGUCUAGGGCGAGCGAUGCGGAGCCAGGAUCUCCUCUCUCCCGGGAGUCCGUUCUCCUCUGGAAGCCCGCUGUCCAAACAGUCUCGGUCACCCAGUUUUAAUAUGCAGAUUAUAUCACAGGUGUAAAAUGAUUUUGCUGGGCUGUGUGUGUGCAUGAGAAUAUGGAAGCUUAUUUCUACUGUAGAAUUAAAAAAAAAAAGUUUUGACCUUGUUUCUGACAAUUCAGCUUGUUGUAAAUUUAUUUUUGUAAUUCUGAGUUUAUGUCUCACAAUUUUGACUUUUUUCUGUAUGUAAACUCUGAUAUUAAUUCACAAUUCUGAAAAAAUUGUGAGAUAUACAUUCAUAAUUGCAAGAAAAAGGGCAGAAUUGCAAGAAAGUCACUGUUAACUUCAAUUUUUUUUCAUGACAGUUAUUUUUUCUAAUAAUUCUGACCUUGCUUUUUGAAAUUCUGAUAUUAAUUCUGAGUUUGUCUCACAAUUCAGACUUUUUUCUGUAUAUAAACUCACAAUUCUUAGAAAAAAAAUUGAGAUGUUAGCUAGUGAUUACAAGAUGUAAUCUUCAAAUUGUGAAAUACAUUCAUAAUCGUGAGAAAAAGGUCAGAAUUGUGAGAUAAAGUCACUAUUAACAAUUAUUUUUAUUUCAUGAUCAUUAGUUUUUUUUAGAAAUUCUGAUCUUGUUUCUUGUUUCUCAUUUAAUCUCUGACAAUUCAGGGUUUUUUUUUAAUUCUGAGUGUAUGUCUUACAAUUCUGACUGUUUUUUCAUAUAUAAACUCAGAUAUAAAUUAACAAUUCUGAGAAAAACAAUUGAGAGAUGCUAACUAGCAAUUGCAAGAUAUAAUCUCCAAAUUGUGAGAUAUACAUUAAUAAUUGUGGGAAAAAAGUCAGAAUUGCAAGAAAGUCACAAUUAACUAUUAUUUUUAUUUCAUGACGAUUAAUUCUUCCUCAUAAUUCUGACCUUGUUUCUUGAAAUUCUGAUUUAAUAUCUGACAAUUUUUGUUUUUUUUGUAAUUCUAAACUCAAAUAUAAAAUUCACAAUUUUGAGUAAAAAAAAAAAAAAAGAAAAGUAACCUCCGUUUGCAAGAUAAAAUCUCAGAGAAAAGGGUCAGAAUUGUGUUAACUUUUGUUUUUAUUUCAUGGCGACUUUUUUCUUGUAAUUCUGACCUUGCUUAUUGAAAUUCUGAUUUGAUAUCUGACAAUUCAGGGUUUUUUUGUAAUUCUGAGGUUGUCUCACAGUUCUGACUUUUUUGUAUAUAUAAACUCAGAUAUAAAUUCAGAAUUCUAAUUAAAAAAAUUGCGAGAUGUUAACUAGCAAGAUACAUUCUCCAAAUUGUGAGAUAUACAUUCAUAAUUGCGAGAAAAAGGUCAGAAUUGUAAGAGUCGUAAUUAAGUUUAAUUUUUGCGUCAUGAUGAUUACUUUUCUCCUCACAAUUCUGACAUUGUUUCUUGAACUCUUACUAUUCAGUUAUUUUUUCAUAAUUCUGAGUUUGUCUCUCAAUUUUUUGUUUAUAAAUUCACAAUUCUGAGAAAAAAGGAGAGAUGUUAACUAAAAGAUACAAUCUCCAAAUUGUAAAAUAUACAUUCAUAAUUCCAAGAAAAAGUUCUGAGUUGUGAGAAAGUCACAAAAAACUUUUUUUAUACUUAAUGGUGAUUAUCUUUUUUCUAAUAAUUCUGACCUUAUUUCUUGAAUUUUUGAUUUAAUAUCUGACACUACAGGUUUUUUUUUAUAAUUCUGAGUUUGCCUCACAAUUCUGACUUUUUUCUACAAGUAAACUCAGAUAUAAAUUCACAAUUCUGAGGAAGAAAAGAGACAUGUUAACUAGCGAUUGCAAGAUAUAAUCUCCAAAUUGUGAGAUACAUUCAUAAUUGUAAGUAAAAAGGUCAGAAUUGUGUCACAUUUAAGUUUUAUUUUUAUUUUAUGAUGAUUACUUUUUCCUCAUAAUUCUGACAUUGUUUCUUGAAAUUCUGAUUUAAUAUCUGACAAUUCAGGGUUUUUAUGUAAUUCUGAGUUUAUGUCUCACAAUUCAGAUUUUUUUUCUAUAAAAAAAACAGAUAUAAAUUCACAGUUCUGAGAAAAAAAAAUUGAGAGAUGUUAACUAGCGAUUCAAAGAUAUAAUCUCCAAAUUGUGAGAUAUACAUUGAUAAUAAUGAGAGUCAGAAUUGUGAGAUAGUCAUAAUUAACUACUAUUUUCAUUUCAUGAUGAUUUGUUUUUUAAUAAUUCUGACAUUGUUUCUUGAAUUUCUGAUGUAAUAACUGACAGUACAGUUUUUUUUU